Molecule: messenger RNA, 810 nt
Organism: Aspergillus bombycis
Lineage: Eukaryota; Fungi; Ascomycota; Eurotiomycetes; Eurotiales; Aspergillaceae
Product: SDR family NAD(P)-dependent oxidoreductase
Exons: 1
Coding region: 1-810 (269 amino acids)
Molecular function (GO): oxidoreductase activity, acting on the CH-OH group of donors, NAD or NADP as acceptor
Source: RefSeq, a predicted model, not a curated record
AUGCUGAGGCUCGACGGAAAGGUUGUGCUCAUCACUGGGCUUGGCCAAACCACCGACGAUGGAUGGGGAAUUGGAGCAGCGAUUGCAAUGAAACUCGCCCAACAGGGGGCCGUGGUCUUCGGUGGCAAUCGCACGUUAGCCUCGGCUGAAAGAACCAAAGCGCGGAUUGAAAGAGAGGGCGGCGUGUGUGAUGUCCAGGAAACCGACGUUACCGAUUCGGCAUCCGUGAAGGCUUUGGUAGACGGCUGUCUACAGCGACAUGGCCGCAUUGAUAUCCUGGUCAACAACGUGGGCAAGUCGGAGCCUGGGUGUCCCGCAGACAUGAGUGAAGAAGUCUGGGAUCAGCAAGUCAAUUUGAAUUUGAAAAGCAUAUACUUGACAUGUCACUAUGUCCUACCCAUCAUGGAAAAGCAAGAGACGGGCGGUUCAGUUGUCAAUAUUUCCAGCAUUGCAGGGCUACGAUAUAUCGGAAAACCCCAAGUCGCCUACUCGGCUACCAAGGCUGCCAUCAUGCAAUUCACCAAGGCCACGGCCGUGAUCUAUGCGCCAAAGAACGUCCGACUGAACACGGUAGUGCCCGGGCUGAUCUAUACGCCAUAUACUCAAGCGCUCGCCAAACGAUAUGCUCCAGGAGGCAAUGAGGAGGAAUAUAUGAAGAUGCGUGAUGCACAGGUCCCCAUGGGACGGAUGGGUGACGCUUGGGAUGUGGCUAACGCCGCCCUUUUCUUGGUCUCUGAUGAGGCACGGUAUAUAACAGGACAGGAGGUUGUGGUGGACGGUGGAAUCACAUCGUCUACAGGGAGAACGUAA